GUCACAGUUUCUUUGCCCAUCUAUUACAAUCUCGCCAUAUGUAAACAAAAAUACCGUCUAGAUCACAGUGCAAUAAACGUCACUUUCUCCAGUCAUUUCUUUUUAUGGAGGGUUUCUCGCAAAAGGACCGCGAACACUUGACGGAUCUGCUGGCGAACUAUUUCGACGAAGAGGUCGUCAUAGGGGUCGCCAAAACGCUCACAAAAAACAUCCAACCAGUUGAAAGUCUGAAAGAUGCAUGCGAGCUGAUAUGUCUGCACGGCACCGAUGUCCGCAAUGUCCUCAACAAGAAAAGCAUCAAAAAGGAAGUCCUCUUCAAAUAUUUGCACACUUGCAAGGUUGCUGCUAGUACACGUUUCACCAAGGCAGCCCUCAUAGAGGACAUCAUAAACUUCUGGGCACUACAGGACUCCCAGCCCAAGCCAGUCAAAGAUGAGACAUCACACCAACCUGAAUCACAGCAUGUUGCAGAUACCGAAAACUUCCCGAUUAAUUUAAUGGCGCGACAGUUCACACACUGGUUUUUUGAUCGUUUCAACUCUAACAAACUCUCAAGCGACGACUUUUGGGGGGACGUUAAUAUUCAGAUUACAAUUAACUACGAGGACGAAAUCGAUGAAAGAGAUGCGUCUGGGAGUCAGGAAGCUGUUCACAUGCUGAAUCAAAUGAAAUCCGACUUGAAUUUGUUCUUCAAUGCGUGCACACUCCAUCAAGGCUGCCAGGGACGAAUUGAUAUUCAUGGAUUGGUGUUGGUGCUGUCCUGCGGCACGAUACAUACCCCAGGGCUAUGUGUGGGGGUGUUUGAGACUGUUUUCAAACUAAUGAGAGAUCCUUUCACUGAAAAUAACUGGAAAUUAAAAGGAGCGAACUUUGUGCUAAGGAGCAAAGGGAAUGCAGCUGCGGUCACUUCUUUAAUGGAAUUUGAGUCCCUGCGAAACUUAAUGGCUUUGCCUGCUCCCAGUGGAGAUAUUUAACGCUGAAUUAUCAACGUUGUUAAAUAUUUAUUUGGAUGGAGUUGUAUUUUAUAAGUUUUGAAAUAAACGCCCAUUUGACUGA
Hermetia illucens (black soldier fly) is the source of this 1056-nucleotide messenger RNA. RefSeq lists its product as uncharacterized. Lineage: Eukaryota; Metazoa; Arthropoda; Insecta; Diptera; Stratiomyidae. The transcript has 3 exons. Bases 105 to 974 code for a protein of 289 amino acids. The record is from RefSeq and is a predicted model, not a curated record.